Molecule: messenger RNA, 1494 nt
Organism: Sclerotinia trifoliorum
Lineage: Eukaryota; Fungi; Ascomycota; Leotiomycetes; Helotiales; Sclerotiniaceae
Source: the annotation of a GenBank genome assembly
GCAUCCGAUUUAAACGACCUUGAAAAUAAACAACAUCUAAUUAUCCUAUCCAUAUGAUAGAUCUAUUCCCCUUACAUCCUCUCCGUCAGUGAGAGUGAGGGCUUGCAAGGUAGGUGUCGAAAUGAUAUGUUUUCUGCAUCUAAAGGGGUAUGGUUAUACUUAUCAGAGGGGAGAGAGAAGCUCUAUUCUAUAUGUAUAAGAGGAAGCUUGUAUAACUAGACAACCAGUGUAUGCUUUUCACAUCUUACAGAAUCACAAAUUAGUCCGCUUGACUUAUCCUUUACCGCAGUCUCUCUUCUUUCCUGCCAUUAUUUUCUGGCUCUAGCUUGUCUGCACCCUGAACGCUGUUCGUUUUCGACUGCUCUUCUACAGCAGCUCACACUUGUCUACUUUCAUUAGCGCUCAUUCUACAAGAUGCAAAUGUGUGUUUCAGUAUUCUUCACCUUUUACAUUAUUUUAUUGUAUAUCGUUGAUAUUUCUCUCCGAUGGCGUUAUACAGAUCAUGCCCAGUCAUAUUUUGUCCUCCGACUUUUCAUCGCCUCCCUAUUUUUUGGACUCGAUAUUUUCCUUAUUGUUGAAUCAAAAAGAACACUGGCUGCUUUCUACAGUUUACAGAGUUUAUCUUUAUUAUUGAGCUUUAUCAUUCAGGUAUGCAUCCUUUUAAGGUUGAUCAUUCAGCUGCUAAUUAUAUGUAAGGUUAUGAUGAGCUCAAGAUCAGUUCUCGGUGCCUUUACAUUUGAUGCCUUUCGAGAUGGACCUUUUCCCUGGAUUCACUCAGCUUUUGUAUUGGUGGUUCUUGGCUUGCUGUUUCCGGCAUUUGCCUUCAUCUUCUAUGACUCUUAUAUUGAUUUAAGUCGUAUACUAGUUGUUGCUGGAUGUGUUCUAGGAUACGGCUUUCUCGGUUGUCUUACGAUAGGACAACUGGAUCGCUCUGGUAUGCUGGGAAACCAAUACAAGAAAGCGCUCGCUCCGUUGUUAAUUUCCGGUAUUACCUUGGUUGCAAUGCCGGCAUCAGUACUAUGCUUGUGCUGGCACGAUAUGGCAGUUUUUUUAUUAGUAAGUAUCAAAAUAUUUUUUGAUUGUGGAUUCUUAUUGAUUUCUUUAGACACAGAUUAUCCUUUCUUCUAUUGUAACGACCUCUUGGGUUUUUCUAACUCUAUACAAACUUGAAGAUCGUGAUGAUAACUUAAAUCGUAUAUCACACAUCGAAGGAUAGUCAGAAGAUAGUAAAAUAUGUUACGAUCGAUAGCCUAGGAACAAGUUUGGGUUUCUUUCUAUUCUUUGGUUAGUAGUUGAGCAAGAUGAUCAGCACUUUGGCUGUAAACCUACAUUGGAUGGUUGGAGGUUCUUCAGUCAGGAUCCACGGAUCGGUCUUGGGAAGAAAUGGUUAGGAAUGUUCUGAAUCGCAAAAUGGGGACAUUAGGGCCGGGUGCUAUCUGGGUAUCAUCCAAGAGGGAUUUGGGAAUUGUUGGAUGUUAGAGAAAUACAAAUAUC